AUGCCGCCAUAUACUCCCAUAGAUAUUUGGAUCUGCCCUAACUGCGGCGCUGAAAACACCCGGGCCCUGAGCUCGGACGCGUGCCCCGUCUGCGGUGACCGAGAUGAGACUCCCUUGAAAUCUUACAGUUGGCCUCAUGAAUUAAGUGCAUUCUCUAGCACCUCGGAAUACAUUGGUCCCGAAACCGUGCAUGGAACUACAUUCGGGAAUAAUCUUUCAAGCCCAAAAUUAGACGUGUCCCUACCUUGUGGGCACUCUGAGGGCAAAGGCUUGAAUAUCUCUGAAGACGUUGCCACGAACGAAAGUCCCAAUUUCAACAGCAAAGGGGUAGAUAGCAGGGUACAUAUUGCCUCCACCCUGAUCCGCAACAAGUCAGGGGACGACCAAAGGAUCUCAGGAAACGACCAGAACCUAGUAGAAAGUUCUAUAACACCGAGGACGCUAGAAAGACAUUGCUGCUCCAUACACGAUGAUUCAGACGAUGAAUGCUCUUCAAUCGAAGAUACUACCCCUGAAGACGCUCUUCCUCCGGCAUUGCAUUAUCUCGUACCGCGAAAGACGCGUAAAUUCGUAGCGCGCAUAAUCGAAGGCAUUCACUUCACAUACAAUGUAGGCAGAGGUGUAAUCAUCUGCACUACUUGUCCCGAGGAUGGAGAAUCAUCUUCCAACAGUGGCGGUUUCUCAUCUAAGGCUUCAGGCAGUGGAACUACGAACAAUGGAUCUUCUAAUUCAAGAAAAAAACAGUAUCGCAGCAGCAAUGCUUCCGGAUCCGCAGGAGAUAACCACAAGGACAGUCACAGCCCAAAGAGCUCAUCUAAGCGGAGGCAGCAUAUGGCAGAUGAAGACCGUAAUCUUGCUUAUUCCAAGAGUACUGCUUACGCAGCUGUUAGGGGACAUCUCUACACUUGCCACAAGAUUCAUCAAUGUACAAGGUGCUCUAUCCUCUUUCCAAACGACGAGGCUCUUGAAGCACAUUCCAGAAGUCUGAGUAGCUGCCAGUUGCGGCCUAGACGAGAUGCGUUUGGUGUUGAUCGAGCCAAGUUCAACCUGCUUAGGUCUAGAAAAGGCAAGAAGAAUCGAUCGAGAGAAGAUCAGUGGAGAGACAUAUAUCGAAUACUGUUCCCAAAUGUCGAGGAGGCCGACAUACCCUCUCCAUACGUCACCCAUGACUCUGUAUAUUUCACUAACGAGCUUGAGGAUCUGGCUGCUACUCCACAACAACGAAUGAUGGAUCACUGUCGCCGAGAACUCCCAAACCUUCUUUAUAGGCGGAUUGAAGCCGCUUUCGAGACCUAUGUUGAACAGGACCGUCUAGGAGAACUUUGGUUGAGGUUCAGUAACAGCCGCUUAAGAGAGAUCAUUCAAGACUGUUUUCAUGAAGUCGUUUCUGGUUUUGACCCCAAUUUGAAUGGUACAGGGGUGUCAUCCCGUUCUGAGGCCGCAGCAGAAAUCCAGCAACCCCAGUUGAUCGAAGAACUUCCUAACCUUACUAACAUGCUAUUCUGGGCCCCCUCACUUGAUCUCCGUGGAUUUGAUGUUCAGGAGCUUGCUGGCCCUCCCCUUGAUGGAAUGGGGCUGGAUCUGGAUCUCGGAACACAGAGCUGA
Messenger RNA from Lindgomyces ingoldianus, 1605 nucleotides. RefSeq lists its product as uncharacterized. NCBI's taxonomy places the organism in Eukaryota, Fungi, Ascomycota, Dothideomycetes, Pleosporales, Lindgomycetaceae. The transcript has 3 exons. Bases 1 to 1605 code for a protein of 534 amino acids. The record is from RefSeq and is a predicted model, not a curated record.